Molecule: messenger RNA, 5373 nt
Organism: Homo sapiens (human)
Lineage: Eukaryota; Metazoa; Chordata; Mammalia; Primates; Hominidae
Gene: MDFIC
Product: MyoD family inhibitor domain containing
Exons: 5
Coding region: 651-1391 (246 amino acids)
Biological process (GO): regulation of gene expression; negative regulation of DNA-templated transcription; negative regulation of protein import into nucleus
Cellular component (GO): nucleus; nucleolus; extracellular region
Source: RefSeq, marked reviewed
AUUCACUCCCCUUUCCCAGCCCCGGGAGGGCGCAGCGCCCGGGUGGGGAGCCCGAGCCAGCCCAGGCCGGCUCUGGCCUCCUGACCCAGACAGCGCAGGGCGCGAGGGAUCGCGCGGCCGAGCCCGGGUCGCGCCGCUCCCAGCAUCGGGGCCGCUAGCCAAGAGUUCGAGGCCUUCCCGAUCCGGAUGUGAUGAAAAAGAGCAACAGAGGGAGAAGUGUUUCAGGAUUGUAGGAGUGGAAGAGGGGAAAGAGAGGCAGAGAGGGGGAAGGCCCCCUCGCAGGGGAGCCGGCUGGAGUGAGCUGGCUGGAAAGAGGGGGCGGAGUGCGCGGAGUCAGAGCCGCCACCGCUGCCGCAGUUGCCGCCACUGCGGCGUCUGGGCUGAGCCGGAGGGAGGCGGGAGGACGCGCAGGGGCGGCCGCCGCCGUCGUCAGGCCACCGGGGCGAAAAUGCGGCCGCUGCCGGAGGCUCGCUAACUUUCCGGGGCGGAAGAGGAGGAGGAGGAGGAGGAAGGGGCUUGGAGCGACUACGGGGGGAUGCGGAGAAGCAGUCAGUUCCCUGCACCCAGCACCUCACAGCCCUUCCUCCGUGCGCCCUGCCGGGCGGCGAGCUAGGCGGCAGCGGCGCGGCGCGGGCUCGGCGGAGCGGCCCAUGUCCGGCGCGGGCGAAGCCCUCGCUCCCGGGCCCGUGGGGCCGCAGCGCGUGGCCGAGGCGGGCGGCGGCCAGCUGGGCUCCACAGCCCAGGGAAAAUGUGAUAAAGACAAUACUGAGAAAGAUAUAACUCAAGCUACCAAUAGCCACUUCACACAUGGAGAGAUGCAAGACCAGUCCAUUUGGGGAAAUCCUUCGGAUGGUGAACUCAUUAGAACCCAACCUCAGCGCUUGCCUCAGCUUCAGACUUCAGCCCAGGUGCCAAGUGGUGAGGAAAUAGGCAAGAUAAAGAACGGCCACACAGGUCUGAGCAAUGGAAAUGGAAUUCACCACGGGGCCAAACACGGAUCCGCAGAUAAUCGCAAACUUUCAGCACCUGUUUCUCAAAAAAUGCAUAGAAAAAUUCAGUCCAGCUUGUCUGUAAACAGCGAUAUCAGUAAGAAGAGCAAAGUAAAUGCUGUCUUUUCCCAAAAGACAGGCUCUUCACCUGAAGAUUGUUGUGUCCACUGUAUCCUGGCUUGCUUGUUCUGCGAAUUCCUGACCCUUUGCAACAUUGUCCUGGGACAAGCGUCAUGUGGCAUCUGCACCUCAGAAGCCUGCUGCUGUUGCUGUGGUGACGAGAUGGGGGAUGAUUGUAACUGCCCUUGUGAUAUGGACUGUGGCAUCAUGGAUGCCUGUUGUGAAUCAUCAGACUGCUUGGAAAUCUGUAUGGAAUGCUGUGGAAUUUGUUUUCCUUCAUAAAUAUUUAUCUUUUGUUUGUGUUAAAACUGGAGAGUGUUUAAAAAUUUCCUUUUGGGGGGAAGAAAAGCACAUUGUAAGAUUCUCAUGAAACAACAUGGAAUUUGCACUGUUAACUCAUUAUUGUAAGUAAUCUCUGAAAGCCUUUUUACUUUAACCAAAUCUACAUGGUUUAAUAUGUGAAAUUUUAACUACUUUAACUAGUUUUAUAAAUUUCUUAAUAUGUUACAAUAACUUAGGGACAUUUUGACACCCCCCUUCCCAAAUGUUAAAUGCCUUCUCCUUUUUACCGAUAUUUCUGUUUCUUUUAACCGUUCUCAGGAGCACUUUGCUCCAAAUAUAUUAUUUUUCAGUGUGUAUUUAAACGAGGCAGUUUAUUUUGAUAUGUAUCUAUUCAUGAUUGAAAGGAAGCAGUCUUGGCCAGGCACGGUGGCUUACACCUGUAACCCUGGCAUUUUGGGAGGCCAAGGUGGGCAGAUUGCCUGAGCUCAGGAGUUCGAGACCAGCCAGGGCAACAUGGUGAAACCCCAUCUCUACUAAAAUACAAAAAGUUAGCUGGGCUUGGCGGUGUGCGCCUGUAGUCCCAGCUACUCAGGAGGCUGAGGCAGGAGAAUUGCUUGAACCCGAGAGGCGGAAGUUGCAGUGAGCCGAGAUUGUGCCACUGAACUCCAACCUGCACUCCAGCCUGGGCAACAGAGCGAGACUCCAUCUCUAAAUAAAUAAAUAAAUAAAUAAAUAAAUAAAUAAAUAAAUAAACAAACCAGUCUUUAUUUUAAAAGAAACUUUAGGAAACAAACCCACAUAAUAGUUGGGAACCAGUGUUGAUCUCUCUCCCUUACCUUCUCCACUUGUUCAACAGACUCUGAAUGCCGACUGUGUGGACUCUCUUCCUCAGACUGUGGGGACAGAUACAAUUCCACUCCUGUCCACAGGAACAUGAGAUUUAGCAGACUAAGGAGAUCUGUAAAGAAUGAACCAUACCACAAGGCAUACUGAAGUGAGGAUUAUAAGAGAAAUAAACUCAAAAUGCUGUUGGAAUAUGCAGAGAAUUGCUACCAGAAUAUUCAGUAAGGUUUCAGGGAGAAUGUGGCAUUUGAGGACUCUCUUAGAAUGAGUGAUUCACCUGCUAUUUAAAUGAAUUAUUUAGAUUUUUGACAAAGAUUUAGGUGGACACCCUAAACUGUGUGUGCCUUUAACCAGUUAAAAGAACAGUGCCUUCAGCAUACUUUUUUAUUAGUUGUAGGAAUACAGCUUUUUGAAAAAGCUAUAAAGUUUAAAUUAACUAAAAAUAUGCAUUUUCUUACACAUAAUUUAAAUGUUAUCAUACUUUUUUGAUGAAAACAUAAUGCCUUAGUAAAAUAGCUCUAUUUAAUAAAGAAGAUUGAGUACUCUGACACAUUUCAUUUAAAUUAGGAAAUUUUUAAUAUUAAAAUCCCAGUGUUCUGAGUUAUUGAAAGGCUUUCUUUUAUUUUGAGAGCUUUAGGUCUUUUUGGGAUGAGAACAUUUUAGUUGUUUAGUUUGUUUCUUAAGCAGUGCUAUUUUUUGUAAACACAGAUAAAUGGAAACCAUUCUUUUCAAUGCAGAAGAAAUCUAGAUAUCCCCUACUGUGACCAAAUUUCUGUAUUACGAUUUUAUGUUAAAUUAAACUAAUAUGGCAGGUUAUAAUGAUCCUUAAGUGUAAAGAAAUCAGUCAAUUACAAGAGUAAUUGUAUAGUUAUUGAGACCUAUAGUGUGUGGCUUAGAUGAAAGGGAGAGUAAAUUUUCAUACCAUGCUCUCUCCUACUCAGUUUGAUCUCUCUAAAAUUGUAGUUUGGUUUGAUUUAAUAUAAUUCUUAGUAGAAAUUUUGAAAGUAUGCUUUGGGAUUAAUAAUUAUUUUUAAUUUUUCUGGCUGAAUAUCAAAUUGAUAGUAACAACAGAAGCAUAAUUUUAGGAAGGCUUUCGCAAACCUAGCCUUUUAAGAGAGGUUUUUAACCUGAAGCAUGAGAAUAUAUCACCUGUGGUUUUUCCUUUGAGAUGAAACGUAGUUUCUAGUUAUAUCAUUACUUAAAGGGCUUAAAAAGAAAAAACUUAGCAAACUUUUGAAUCUUUCUUUUAUUGCUAUUUACACAUACAUACACACAUACAAAACCUUUAAAUUUUGGGAUCUGAAUAUAAUUCUGGUAAACAGCUGUCUUCAUUUUUCUCCUCUAAAGAACUUAAUUCAUUUGUUACAUAAAAUAUAAGGAAAUCUUUAUACUAUUUUACAGUAACCACAAUCUAAAUAUUUACAUAUACCCAAAAUUAACUUAUGCUCAUAUAUUAGGAUGUGAGAAUAUCAUCUGUUUAUGGACACAUGAAACCUCCUAAUGACCUGGAAUUGUUAGAAUAUUUGACUUUUUAUAUGCAAAGUUUUUCAACCAAGUGGUUUGUCUAAUAUUUAAACAUGUACUGGCACAAUUUGUGAUGAAAAUAUUAGCACAUUUGCAAUAAUGUUUCUCCAUAACAGAGAAUGUUAAUGGAUACCAGAAUUUUAUUUUUGUAUUUAUGUUCAUAGUACUUUUCCUCUUGUCUACUCCAGACAGUUAUUCCAUAAAGCAUUUGUAUAAUUAAAAGGAAAACAGAAAAAGGAAAAGUAGGCAAAUGUGAAAAUAGUUUCAAUAUAUCUUAUGAUUUCUUAAUGUAAAAUGUUUUGUUGAAGUAUAUGGCUAUCAUGACUAAGUGCUAGAAUUUAUAGUUACAGGCGGUGUCCUUUUAAAUGUGGAAAGGCUUUUAAAAUAUUUUAAAACUGGACCUGUAUUAUCCUGAAUACACUAUUUUGAAAAUUUUUAAAAAUGACUUCUUUAUUUUGCUUUACCGUAUGUUUAUAUCUAAUUGACAUAUUGACUAAUGUUUGAAAGAAUUCAACCAUAAGUUAAAAUCUGAAGGUUAUCUUUAUCAUGUUUCAUCCCUGUCUGAAGAUUUCCUAGUCUUCUUAUGUAAAUCACAUGACUCAUGUCCGUAAAUGAACUAUGAAAGAUAUCGAUCAGUUUAUGAUCAUUGACAUGUGAUUUCAAAACACAGUGUUCUUUUAAAAAUCUAUAAUAUGUCAAAAUACAAGUUUUUUUUUUUUACAUCGUUUUAGUAAGUUAAUUUCAUUUAUUUACUUUGGAGCUAUAUUUCCACUUAGAAAAACUAAGGUAAUUUUACAAUAUAUGCUGAGAUUAAAAACCAAGGUAAAAAUGAUCAAACAUAUAUGAAAUUGAGUCUUAGAUUUAAUGAAUUUCACUCGAAAAUAAAUGAUCAGAAGAAUUUUCAUCUAAGGCAUAGAGUGGCGAAAUUUUUGUAAAUGCUCGCAGUUAGCAUCUAACUAAAACAAUACAGUAUGACUUUAUUUAGGAGAAGGCUUUUUAUUUAGAAAAUUAUUUUUUCAUUUUUACAGUGUAUCAACUGUAUCCAUUUUCCUCACCUGGAUAGUCAAUGUUAUCUGAGCAGUUCAAGGAGUAACCAAGGCAACCUUAUGUAAUAACUUUCCAUUCUUUAUCCAUACAAACUCUUUCAGUGCCCUAGAUUCUAAUGUUAUAAACGUCAAACAUCACUGCCCAACAUAAAUAAGACUCGAGACUUAUUAACAUAAAUAAGUAUCUUGCCUUCUUGAAUGCUAGUUAAAUGCUUAGAUUUACCUAACUGCCUAAUGAAUCAGGUUAUUUGUUAAUAAGAUUAUUUUUCAAAUUAUUUAAGACCUUUAUGCCCCUUCCAAUUACUUGUGAUUUGUAGGCCUGUAGGAUUGUUGCAUCUAAUCUGACUGGCAACAGAAAAUGUCAUCAAAUACUAUAAUAUCCAUUUUGUUUUCUUUUGCACUAAUACAACAGAACAUAUCAUUUUUGUUUUAAACAAUGGUUAAUAUAUUAAUAGGGUUUGUUCCACACUUACUAUUUAUAGUUUUUAUAAUCAAGCAUUGGGUAUUAAAAGAGAAUCCUUUCAACCCUUCAUCUUCGUAUGCUUAUACAAUAAAUUGCAGUGAGUGUU